UGGAAACGUAUUUCUCAUCAAUUGAUUUUUUUUUCAAUAAAUUUAUAAAAAUGUAAGAAAAAAUUUUGUGUUUUGGACCGAAAUAAGGAUUUUACUGAAAAAAAAAUACGAAAAAUCAUAUUGAAUUAGAUUUAGCUUACAUUUCUACAUGAAAAAGUGUUGAAUAUAGUCAUUCCGUUGCAUUGUGUCACGUUGAACGCACCCCAAGUUGAAGUUAUGUAUUGUGCCUGUUGUACAAUAAAUAUUUUUCGUUUAAAAUAGUUGGCAAUGUGAAAUUGCGACUAAUGGAACAACGUAUCCUUCUGUGUCAUCACAUAGUUAAACCCUCCAUAUUAUUAUCAACAUCAAAUCGCUAAAUGUAUCGCAAUAACACAGUGCAUUCAUGCUGGCAGAAUGUUUAGAACAAUUUGACGUUUCACUGUUGCUGUCUCUGUCUUUGUUAUUUGUUAUUGCGUUCAGCUGUUUUCUUCGUGAAUGCGUAUUUUACAGAACUGAAGUGAAAUUUGUUAUGGUCACGAUUUUACGUCGUUUAGUCCAAGAAGUUGUUUAUCUUACGAAGAAUUUUCAUCCACUCAGAAUGGCUUGGCGUUCAGUUGGAUCCGAUAAUGCUGAUUUAAUCAAUCAACUUGAAGAUGUUGGCGUAAUCAAAACGCGAUUAGUUAAAGAGCUAAUGACAGAAACCGAUCGAAAACAUUACUGCACACGAACACCAUACGUAGACGCACCUCAAAGUAUUGGCAAUGGUGUGACUAUUAGCGCACCACACAUGCACGCUUACGCUUUGGAAAAUCUUGUGGAAAAGUUCAAAUACGGUGGCAGAGCAUUGGACGUUGGAUCCGGUUCGGGUUAUUUGACCGCCUGUUUAGCUAGAGCAAAUCGAAAAGCAAUCGGACCGAAAGCGAGCAAUGAAAAAAUGGUUGUUGGAAUCGAGCAUCAAGCCACAUUAGUUGAAUUAGCCAUUAGAAAUAUUAACGCCGAUGAUCCAAACUUUAUCAAGAAUGGUGAAUUGGUUAUUGUUGAGGGUGACGGAAGAAAUGGCUAUGAAGAAUUUGCUCCAUAUGAUAUUAUACAUGUUGGUGCUGCGGCUCCGAAAACUCCUGACAUUCUCCUGUCCCAAUUGAAAAAUGGAGGCCGAUUGAUUUGUCCGGUUGGACCUCAAUUUGGAGCUCAAUAUCUAGAGAUGUAUGACAAAGAUGAGCGAGGUGAAGUGAGCCGAACAAAAUUGAUGUCAGUGGUGUAUGUGCCACUGACUGAUCUGAAUGGAACUGCGCGAUGACUGCAAAACUGUUGUACAAUAGUCUGAUUAGUUUACUUUUGUUCUUGUGCUUAAUUCAGUUAUGAAGCCCGUUUUAUUUAUACUUUGUCCUGACAAACAAUAUUGUACUACUAAUUUUCCACUGCCUUCUCUACCUUAAAGCUUAAUUUUCUUUACUUUUUUUUUGAUGAGAUCUCUGCUCUGUUCUUAAAAGAUAUCAGACAUUUGUACAUUUUUGUCCCAGUAUCACAUAUGGCAAUGUCGCGACUUGUAUUCUAAAGAAAUCAUUUAAAUCUUAGUGUUUAACCACGGGUCCUAAUUAUUUGACGCUGCGAGAGUUAAGAUGAAAAGUAUUUUUCGUUGAAUUAAAAUUUAAUCCUACACUUUUUUUCAAUUAAACAAGCAUUUAUUAUCUAUUGGUAUCCCAAUAAAAAAAAGCUGAAUCUUUCGAUCAAUA
This is a messenger RNA of Sitodiplosis mosellana (orange wheat blossom midge), 1712 nucleotides long. RefSeq names its product protein-L-isoaspartate(D-aspartate) O-methyltransferase (gene Pcmt). The transcript is spliced from 5 exons. The record is from RefSeq and is a predicted model, not a curated record. Gene Ontology annotation, biological process: protein modification process. Gene Ontology annotation, cellular component: cytoplasm. Gene Ontology annotation, molecular function: protein-L-isoaspartate (D-aspartate) O-methyltransferase activity. Lineage: Eukaryota; Metazoa; Arthropoda; Insecta; Diptera; Cecidomyiidae. The coding region runs from base 383 to 1276 and encodes 297 amino acids.